AUGCUUAAUCCAAAAACUAUACAUAGAGAAUUCUCUGGUGUACCUGGUGCAUUGGGUAUUACUCUUGGUUUACCUAUGGUCAUCGAGUUCUUCGCACUCGUGACUAACGAAAGCUACUCCAUUCAAGGUAUAUCGCUUGAUUUAGACGCUGUAUUGAAGCAAUUGCCAUCUGGCAGUCAAGAAACCAUAGCUUUGGCAUUUGACAAGAACUGUUGGUUGGCGUACUUGGCUUGGUUUGGUACAUUAGUUGCGCUUGACUUUGUCCUUCCAGGUAAACAUAUGCAGGGUGUUGAAUUGAGAGAUGGUACCAAGCUUAACUACAAAAUCAAUGGUUUGGCGAUGUCCGGGUGUUUGUUGGUUUUACUUGCCUCGAGAUUGGUGCAGUCGGAGGGUUAUUUCUUACCGGAAUUGGACUUCUUAUAUAAGAAUAUGUUGAAGUUGACCGUUGUCUCUGUCAUCUUCUCAUUCAUCUUAGCUAUCUUCGUUUACGCGGUGUCAUUCAUUCCCUUGUCCAAGCCUAACGGUAAGGGCACCAGCGAACGUAUAUUGUCAGUAAAUGGAAACACAGGAAACUACUUCUACGAUUGGUUCAUUGGCCGUGAAUUGAACCCAAGAUUGGGCACCUGGGAUAUCAAGCUCUUCUGUGAGUUGCGCCCUGGAAUGUUGCUUUGGCUCUUGAUUAACUUAUCCUGUGUUCAUUAUCAGUAUCACUCUUCUGGAAGUGUUUCCGACUCUCUUAUCCUUGUCAAUGUACUCCAGGCAUUUUACAUAUUCGAUGGUGUCUUGAACGAAGAAGGGUGUUUGACUAUGAUGGACAUAACCACUGAUGGCUUCGGGUUUAUGUUAAGUUUCGGUGACUUGGCAUGGGUUCCAUGGGCGUAUACCUUACAAGCUAGAUACUUAGCACUUGAUGAAAACCGUUUGCAGUUGGGUAGAUUUAACCUUUCUCUUAUCGCUACCUUGCAGUUCCUAGGCUUCUACAUCUUCCGUUCUGCGAACCUCCAGAAGUCGUUGUUUAGACAAGGAAAACUUGACCACAUGAAUUUUGAAAGUAUCAAGACCCAAACUGGAUCCAAGUUGCUCUGCGACGGAUGGUGGGGAUUGUCGCAACAUAUUAACUAUCUUGGUGAUUGGCUUAUAGGAUGGUCCUGGUGUUUACCUACUGGAUUCCAGACUCCCUUGACGUACUUCUACGUACUUUACUUCGGAACAUUACUCGUGCAUAGACAAUUAAGAGACGAGGCUAAGUGCAGAGACAAGUAUGGUAAAUACUGGGAAGAGUAUGAAAAGAAGGUUCCUUACAAAAUCAUUCCAUACGUCUACUAA
Molecule: messenger RNA, 1326 nt
Organism: Dujonia railenensis
Lineage: Eukaryota; Fungi; Ascomycota; Pichiomycetes; Serinales; Debaryomycetaceae
Source: the annotation of a GenBank genome assembly